ACCUCCACAAUCCCUCAGGCUCAAGGUCUCUAGUUUGUGGUUGCAAGCUCUCCUGGGUGAAAGUCCGCCAUUCACUUCCCAGUCCAUUGCUACUACGUCAGCAAGAUGGUGGUAGACGCAUUGCAGCGUCCACACUUUACUUCUCCAGCUGUAAACAUGAUGCUGCUGCUGCUGAUCCUACCACUGCUGUCACCACAGAUUGAUGGCCAGUCGCAGCGUGUGGUGGGCCAGAAGAAGGACAGCUCAUGUUUAUGUGAGGUGAACUCCAACUUGUGGUCGUUCCCUGCUGAGCAUUACGGGGCCGUGGUGCAGCAGCUUCAGUCCUGUGACGGAUCUUUGGGCAAACUGCAGGAAAAGGUGGUGUUGUCCAACCAGCAUCUCCCAAAGAUACAAGCUGUGAUUAAGAAUGUGACAGAAAGGCUGGAGCCUUACCAGUAUCUGCACGCCCAGGGCUUGUACACAGAACUGUCUCUGCACGUUGUGGGCCAGGAGCUUAGCCAGCUAGAGACAGACAUCGGUGACCUCCACAACCGGUUCAACAACGCCCAAACAGAGAAACUCUCCAAAGAGGUGGGUAAACUGCGUACAGAUGUAGACAGGAGAAAAAAUGCAAACACAAUUAACAUGAAGAGUGUCAAAGAGAAACUGCGUUACUUGAAGAAUCGUGCUGAGUCCUGCAGGUCCAUCCCCAAAGACCAUAUAGGUAAAUACACGUACUGCUUCAAAGGCCUGAUCUCCAACAUUAGUGACCCUGUCAUGACUAAGAUCAAUCCCUAUGGUAAGAGCUAUGUCGCUGGUUCUUGGGGAAAACAGGCCGAAAUGGAGAGGGAUGGGGAGAAGGACGUCUACUGGGUUCAGACUAUGCUCAGCGGCAACAUCCAUGGCAACACCCUGCGUGUAUACGAUACCUACGAAGACUUCAUGACCUCCACCAACAACAGAGACUUUACCAUUGCUCCAUCCUACAGUAACCCCAACACCAUUGAGGGUCCCAGUGCUGUUCUAUACGGCGAAGGAUUGUUUUAUAACUGUUACCGAUCUGCAGAUGUGUGCCGCUACGACCUGAAAGGCAACACCGUCAAGCGGGUGACACUUCCAGGCACCGGCGUGGGUUUCAACAACAAGUUCCCUUAUUGUUACUACGACUGCCGUCUCAAUAGUGACGUGGACGUGGAGGCAGAUGAGACGGGACUAUGGGCCCUAUAUGCCACCCUUGGUAACCAUGGUAAUCUAGUGGUGAGCCGGCUAGUUUGGGACAGUGAGGCUGAGACAAUUAAUGUCACACAGACGUGGGAGACGAACCAGUUCAAGAAGGCAGUGAGCAAUGCUUUCAUGGUGUGCGGUGUGCUCUAUGCCACUCGUUAUGUGGACGAAUACCGCGAGGAGGUGUUCUACGCCUUCGACACAGCAACAGGCAGAGAGGACAACUCACUAGCACUGCCGCUGGAGAAGGUAGCUAAAGGAGUGGCUAGCCUGAGCUAUAACCCCACCAACAAGCAGCUCUACAUGUACAAUGAUGGAUAUCUGCUGGCUUACCAGGCCUCCUUCUGAUCUGUAUUCAGCAAUGUCACGUAAAAUGUAACCCUCCUGUUAUGUUGCGGGUCAAAUUGACCCAUUUCAAAGUUUAAAAAUCUAAAAAAAUUGUUAAAAGUAUUUUUUCACAAUAAGAAAAAAAAAUGUUAAUGUAAAAUACAUUUUAAAAAUAGUUAAAAAUGUUUUCAUGAAAAGACAAUAAUUAAAAUUGUAAAAUAAAAAAUACAUUUUGAAUAAAAAAAAUUAAAAAUCAAUGCCGUGCAAAACCAUUGCAUUUUAUAUGUAGGUCUUUCUUAUCUAUAUUCAAAAAAGUUUUAACGUGCAUUUUUUUUAAUGAAAAACCAGUGAAUUAUCUCCAUUGAACCAUGAUCUGCGAGAGUUAAAGAAAACCAUUGAUAAGUAAAUGAUGAACUAUAAACAAUGUUUAUUGGGAGUUUUUGGUUUCUGACACUUUUGGAUAAUUAAACAAAUCGACCCAUGAACAUUAAUGCUGUUCCUGAGAAACAAUAACAAUAACAGAAGGGUUAAAACAAGAAAUAACAGAUGAAAAGACCGUUCUUCAUUCUAUGUAUAAUACUAGCAGUAAGGUACUCCGUAUUGUUAGGAUUUGUUGGACAUAUCACAUACUGUUUGUUGUUUUGAAUGUUUGUAAUAUGACACAUAAUGUUAUAAAGCUAGAAGGUCAAUAAAAAACAAAAAAUAUAACAAAUAAUAAAUGUAAUGAUUAACUCUGACAGAAUUUUUACAAUAAAAAACAAGGUCAGCAUGUUGGAGUAAAGUAUUCAGAUCUCUUUAUUUAAAA
Centropristis striata (black sea bass) is the source of this 2335-nucleotide messenger RNA. RefSeq names its product olfactomedin-like. NCBI's taxonomy places the organism in Eukaryota, Metazoa, Chordata, Actinopteri, Perciformes, Serranidae. The transcript is spliced from 7 exons. The record is from RefSeq and is a predicted model, not a curated record. Gene Ontology annotation, biological process: signal transduction. Bases 106 to 1551 code for a protein of 481 amino acids.